GCCCGGCGCUGCCCGCGGUCCCGGGGCGCUGGAUGGAGCUCAGCGGGAAGGGCGGCGGGGCGGCGCGGGGGCAGCACCUCCCUGGCGCCCCGCAGGACAGCGCGGGAGGGAGGCGGAGCGCCCCUGGGGAUAGAGCUUUAAAAUUUCAUUUUGAACAGGAUUUAGAAGAAGAACGUCGGACAUUGAAAGAGGAUCAGAAAUUACAUCGGAGUAAGGCACAAAAAUAUUUGAUAGAGACAAACAGAAGAAGAAGAGCCUUUGAAGAAAGACAGAAGCAAGAAGAAGUAAAAGAACAAAGAUUUAGACAAAGAGUUCUUCAGCAAAGGAAAAUUAAACUUCAGGAGGCAACUGAGAAGUUCCAGCGUGCUCAUCUGCCUUUUUCUCAGCACAAACAAAUAGUCCAGACAAAAGCAUCUUCUCAGUUAGAAGAAGCUCUUGAACAACUUAAAGGAUCGGUUUUAACAUCAGGAUUGUCCUUCCCAAGGAUAAACAAAAUCAACUUCAGCACCACAGAUGAUACAUCCUCAUCAGCAUCUAGAAAUGAUUCUUUCCAUCAGAAGCAGAUGUCAGCAAUGUUUGGCUGUGAUAAACCAAUACAAGAGAGCAGUAGAACAAACAUGGAUAGUCACCAACUUCUCUUCCAGAAAAAUCUGAAAGAAAUGCAACAGCUCCUUGAAAAACAGCAUCUGAACAACUUGGAGAAUUUUCAUCAAGAACUCAAUGAAACAGAUGAUUCAGAAAGCCUGACAAGCCUUGACAGUCUUGAGGCUGAAGGACAAAGUGGAAAUUACACAACACCGAAUGAAUCAUCUUUGACUGCACAGUGUGACUGUGCCCUGUAUGAUCCAGAAAAAUCCCAGACUAGGAAUAAUGGUUUACUUCAUAUAGAUCAAAGUACUUCUAAAAAUGCACAUCUAAAUAAUUGCCUGAGAAAUGCAGAUCCACACUACCACAACAUACCUAUUCAUGAUCUUUUAGCUAAACAUAAUGUUCUAACUCCUGCUGAACAUGUGAAUGCUUCAGAAGAGGAAUCAUCUGCUUCUCAGAGAUCUGGAAAAAAACUUCCAGAGUUCUCUACCUCUGAUAAGCAAAAGAGCUCUGUAAUUAAUACAUUUAGUUUUCUGCAAAAUAUAGAAGAAGACAGAAGCAAACCAUCUUCUGGAAUGGCUAGCACAUUAGCCAUUACUCAUCCUGUUUUCAAUCCUAGCAAAGCCUGGGACAGCCCUGAUUCUAUUCCAGGAGAAAGAGUUCAGGAUCUGAUGCAAGAUCAGAGUUUUAAAAUGACCCCACAGAAGAGAACUAUAUCUGUGCAAGCAUCCAGUCAACCUAUUGCAACAUCUAUAAUCUUAUUUCCUAAUCGGGGAUGUUCCACUGGCAUUCCCAGCACAGCUGAUACAUUACCAAAGGACAAAAAUAUCAGUACAAAGUUUUUAAAAAAUACCUCAGGAAAAAUGACUGAAACAAAAGAAGAAAAUAUUAAAUGUAUUAAUGAUACUAUUCCAGGAACAUCUUUAUUUCAAGACAUACCAAAUGCCUCAGUUUGGUUGGAAGUUAAGCAACAGAAUAACAAAGAGAAAGGAAAGGGAAAUAUAAUUGACACUAUGUCACUGGUGUCAGAUACAGAGUUCAAUUCUGGAAUUCCUGCACAGGACAAAACCCUGAAAAGUAAUAUUCUUGAAAGAAAAAGAGCAAAGUUAUUCAGAAGUAUCCUAAAGAAGGAUUCUAAAGAUGAACCCAGUCCUUUCAAAACUGUGGUUGUGAACCAUGGGAUCAGUUUUGGAACUCGAUCCAUGUCAUCUAUCAGAGACAGUUUAGAACUGGCAAAAAUAAAAAAGAAAAGUGCAGAAAAUGAAAAAUACAAUAGGAAGCUAAGAUGGUGUGAUCAAAUUGACCAGAUAAUAACAGAAAAUAAUGAAAAAUGCUAUGAAAAAAGCACCAGUGAAGUAUCUUCUUCAAAGCUGCAAUAUGUUCAAACUGCAAAUAAUUCUCCUAAGAAUAAUUUAAGUAUUGUUGCUCAACCUUCAAACCCCAUGUUCAUGAAAAAUCAUCAGGAAAAUUCUCAUAUAUCAAAACCAAAUGUUAAUACUGAACAAUCAAAUAAAGAAUGCACAUCUCAGAAUAUAUUUAUGUCUACUGAAUCCUUUUCUGCUAAAAAAGCUUGGAUGAUGUCAAAAGAUGAAGCAAGUAAACCCUCAGUAUAUAGCAAUAAUUCUAAAAUUAAUGAAGGUAAUCAACUCCAAAAUAAGGCAAAAAUAACUGGAAGAGAAACAUUUGUAAGAGCCCAGUCAAGUUUUAUGCCCAAGAGAAGAGGCACUAUACUCCAACUGCAGUCAACCACUGGAGCCAACGAAACUCAAAAAGCUCCAGGGAAAUUGCUAACACCUCACCCGCCUUCCGCACCUCUGCCGGGAAACAGAAGUGUCAAAAACGCAGCCAGCCCUGGGUGUCAGUCACUGCUGCCUUCAAGCCUCCAAGCUACCACUACUAGCAGGAAUGAUUUAAAUGACAAGCAUGUUGUGCUAGCAAAUUGGGGUUUAAAUAGGAAUGGUAGAGAAAACAGUGAGAACAUUGCUUGUUGUUCUGGCUUGGCCGCUGUAAUCUCUCCACCCGACUGCAGCACAGCCAAAUAUGAACCUUGGGCAAAAAAUACUUGUUCUGUGAGUGGUGUUCAGGCAAGAGCCUGUCAAAAUCAUUCAGUAACCUGCACUGAGAGAAUACCUGUUAAUGCAGAAAAUGGAUUACAUCUCCAUCAUAUCCCAGCAGCUGGAAAAACAAGCACCUCCUGGCGUGGAGCACAUUCUGCCCGAGCUGCAAAGGAGUCUGCUACUGUUCAAAGUCAAACAGAUGAAUUUAAGAUCCGGGUGACUUAACCUAUUUGAUUUUACAUUGGAAAUGAAUGAAGACUUGCAUUACCAUGCCUCGCCUCCAGCAGAGAUUCUUGCCUUUUGAUGUCCUUAUCUGCACAUCAGAUCAAUCAAUCAGGAAAUGUACUGGGUCAAAGUUGUGUGCACUACUAACACUGUCUUCACCGCAACUUUAAAUGCUACAUUCCCAAUGUCACAUACCUCCAGCUCUUUCAGGGGAAGAGCUGAGGAAUAAAUUUGGGUGGGUUGCCCUUUCUCAGUAUCUGCUUAGAUUUUCUGUUUUGAAAGUCUUCUUUAUUUUAAAUACUCCAGAUAACUCUUACUGACUUGCUGUUAUUUGUUCAAUUGCCUACCAAUUCACAUAGACACCAUAGUCUUUGUCCUGAAGUGCUUGCUGUGAGAUUGAAUACUGCAUUGCUCUCAAGUAAAAUAUCUGCAGAGUUCCAUAAGGUUUGUGAAGACACUGUAGAAAAUGUGAUUUGUUGCAAUGCUUGGCCAAAUGUACCUAAAGUAUAAGUGAGAACAAAAUGAAUAAAUAAAAUUAUCAUCCAUGAGGAUCUUAAUUUAAUUUGGCUUCCAGGCUUCAAGUUGUAUAUCUUCUGCUGACACAUAUUAUAUUGUAGCUGGAUAUUAGAAUUAUUUUAAGACCUUUCUUGUUUAGUCAGUAAAAGGCUUUAAAAAUGUGUUUGACCUUUAGCCUGUCACAAAUAUGGGGCUAAUUACAUGCUUAUAGUUGAACAGCUGUAGACUGCUUAGUAUCUUGUUCCCUUAAAGAUACUGAUGCCUUAAGCCCCUAAUAGUUUUUAUUUUUCUAAUACUUGUAUGUUUUAUAAGUAGUGGAAGUAGACUCUAAAAGCAGCAUCCCUCCCUUCCUUCCUUGUCCCUUUCCCUCUAGCACCCUUGUUUACACAUUCCUUAACCCUCUUACCCCUUUCUAUGCUCCCUAUAUCACUCCUACCCCCGAAU
Messenger RNA from Pseudopipra pipra, 3830 nucleotides. It is a transcript of the gene CEP126, whose product is annotated as centrosomal protein 126. Gene Ontology annotation, biological process: cytoplasmic microtubule organization; mitotic spindle organization; non-motile cilium assembly. Lineage: Eukaryota; Metazoa; Chordata; Aves; Passeriformes; Pipridae. Gene Ontology annotation, cellular component: centrosome; ciliary base; midbody. The record is from RefSeq and is a predicted model, not a curated record. The transcript has 7 exons. The coding region runs from base 33 to 2870 and encodes 945 amino acids.